Pseudophryne corroboree (corroboree frog) is the source of this 6420-nucleotide messenger RNA. Its product is annotated as kelch-like ECH-associated protein 1A. The record is from RefSeq and is a predicted model, not a curated record. The coding region runs from base 704 to 2491 and encodes 595 amino acids. Gene Ontology annotation, molecular function: protein binding. The transcript has 7 exons. Lineage: Eukaryota; Metazoa; Chordata; Amphibia; Anura; Myobatrachidae.
UGACUGGAUAAGUAACCAGAAUGCUUUCCCAGCUCCUGUGUACCCGUACAUCAGUGAGCAGCUGUAUUAUCAUGUGUACUGAAGAGAGGUCACUGAGGAGCCUGCACAUUAUCCGGGGAAUGUGCCGUCUUUCUACUUGAAAACUGACUACAGAUCUGCACUUGUUACUGCGCUUUGCCUCACUUUUCCCCAUCUUACAUACAUGUCUGACUCUCCUGCACAAAGUCCUCCCUCCUCCAUUACAUCAGCGCAUGCAGCACAUGUAUACUAUUGAAGGGAGUAACUGGAUAUAUUGCCUUGUGAAGAUCUACAGUAUUUUGUGCUUUGAAUGAGAUGCAGCCAUAGCUUAAACUUUAAACAGCAGAAAAUGUUGGGGAAAAUAGAGAACACUGAGCUAAAACCCACCAAAGACAAUCUGAGCACUUCUAGAGUGAGAAUCAAUAGCACCAGAAUUUGCCAUGUACCGUAAUACUACUGGCCAGGAUUUAAUAUGCCAACUCAAACACUUAUUCCUAAGCCAACUAGUACAGAAGACCUUUCAGACUUGAAGAGGCACGGUUCAGAUUUAUCAUUAGCGUGCCAUUGUACAAAAGAGAAUGAAUUCUCCAAUGUUUUGGUUUGUUUCCUGCACAAAUGAGACACAGUAGGCAUGCAGCAUAAUGCCAUAUUUUAAGUGUUUCCUGAGUGAACUGUAAGCCUGAGAAUGUUAUGUUCAAAGAAGAAGAAACCCAGUUUUAAGUUAUCUACAACUAUUGCUGUCCCGUCUAUGAAAGGUCAUGGUUACCUUGAUUACACAAUUGAAAAUCAUUCUUCCAAAGCUUUUGAGAAAAUGGAUGAGUUUAGAAGAAACAACCAGCUGUGUGAUGUCCUUAUAAAAGUUACCCACAAUGGCCAAGAAGAAGACUUCCCUGUGCAUAAGGUCGUACUGGCUUCCUGCAGCUCCUUUUUUAAGGCCAUGUUUACAAAUAAUUUUCGUGAGUGCUAUGCCAAAGAAGUCACCAUCAAAGACACGUGCCCCCUGGUGAUGCAAAGACUGAUAGACUUUGCCUACACGUCCAGAAUAACUGUUGGAGAAAAGUGUGUCUUGCAUGUGCUCUUGGCUGCAAUGAGAUACCAGAUGGAAGAUGUGGCACAGGCUUGCUGUGACUUUCUUAUAAAACAGCUGGACCCCAGCAAUGUCAUUGGAAUCUCUAAUUUCGCAAAACAGAUUGGAUGCACAGAGUUAUAUAAUAAUGGAAGAGAAUACAUCAAUAUGCACUUCAGUGAGGUUACAAAAGAGGAGGAGUUUUUAAACCUUACUCAUUGUGAACUCUUGGACCUGGUCAGUCAGGAAAGCCUGAAUGUCCUCUGUGAGACAGAGGUAUACAAUGCCUGUUUAAGGUGGAUGCAGUGGGAUUUGAUCAACAGAGAACAGUAUUUUACCUUAUUAUUAAAUGCUGUUCAUCUUUAUGCUCUGCCACCAAAGUUUCUCGCAGUGCAGCUAAAGCAGUGCCCCAUCCUGAAUAAGGAAAACUCAUGCAGGAUGUUUCUGUCUAAGAUUUUCCAAGAGAUGUCCUUACACAAGCCUCUACCACCAACCAAAGUACGAGGAAACCAACUUAUUUAUGUGGCAGGUGGCUACAUGCAUAAUUCUCUGAACUCUAUGGAUGCCUAUAAUCCUCAGACUGGGGAAUGGAUCAAACUUGCCAACAUGUUGGAACCAAGAAGUGGUCUAGGAGCUUGUAUUGUCAGUGGUCUGUUUUAUACCCUGGGUGGAAGAAACCAUUUUUCUACGGAAAAUACAGAUUCAAACUCUUUAGCAUGCUUCAAUCCAAUUAUUAAUAAAUGGACAUCAAGAGCACACAUGAGUGUAGCUAGAAACAGGGUUGGAGUAGGCGUAAUAGAUGGUGCCAUUUAUGCUGUAGGAGGCUCCAGUGGAUCGAAUCAUCAUAAAAGCGUUGAAAGGUACGAUCCUGAAGUUAAUCAGUGGACAUCUGUAGCUCCCAUGCACGUUGCACGAAUUGGAGCUGGAAUAGCAUCUUGCUGUGGACUUUUGUAUGCAAUUGGUGGAUUUGAUGGGGAAAGCCGGUUGAACACUGUGGACUGUUAUCAUCCUGAUGAGAACCGGUGGCAUCCCAGGGCACCAAUGAGAAUUAUACGAAGUGGGGCAGGAGUUGUCACUUUAGACAAUUAUAUAUAUGCUGUGGGAGGAUAUGAUGGCACUAAUCAGCUAAACUCCGUAGAACGAUACAAUAUAGACAGAGAUUACUGGGAGUCUAUGGCACCAAUGAAACAUAAAAGGAGUGCGCAUGGCCUAGCUCUCCACCAAGGGAAAAUUUAUGCACUUGGUGGUUUCAAUGCAGAGGGAUUUCUGUCCUCUGUGGAAUGUUACUGUCCAGAAACUAAUGAGUGGAUAGAAGUGACGGAAAUGCCAGUAGGCUGCAGUGGCAUGGGUGUAGCAGUAACCAUGGAGCCAUGUCCCAACAGUUUUGAGGACUUUGAGGAGGGCUGAUUACUUAAAUAAUGGCAGUCAAGGUGCCAAAUUCAUUAGCUGUCCAUUUUGUAGCAAAAUAAGUAAUAAAACAUUUACACCGUGGUUAAUGCAUACAAUCCUGGGGCCUGAUGUAAUGACUCCCGAGAUUACCUGAGGUGCGGGAUUUCGGCUGAUCUCUGACUUUUUUUAAAGGGUCAAUCACUUACAAGCGAUUUGCCUUGUAAGUGAUUGCCCCUUUAAAAAAACGUCAGAGAUCAGCUGGCAUCUCACACCUUCAGCGAUCUCGGGCGUCAUUACAUCUGGCCCCAAAUCUCUGAUUACCAAGCAAAUGGAGAUGAGAGGUGUGUAUUUUAUAUGUGUGAAGAUUUCCUUCAGCACAGUUUCAUUUUCUCAAGGGUUUACAGCUACUAACUACAGUGUACAACUAAACUUACAAUGGGUGGUCUUCAGUUUGCCGUCGUCCGGGCUCCCGACGACCAGCAUACCGGCGUCGGAAUCCCGACCUUCAGAUUUUCACCCUUUUUGGGGUCCACGACCCCCCUGGAGUCAAGUGAGAAUAGAUAGCGGGGCACACGUUGCCACCGUGCCCGCAACGUGGCAAGCGCAGCAUGGCGAGCUCAGCGAGCCCGCAAGGGGCUCAUUUGCGCUCGCCCAGCUGUCAGUUUGCCGGUGGUCGGGAUUCCGGCGCCAGUAUGCUGGCCGCCGAGAGCCCGACCGCCGGCAUAAAAUACUACACCCAUUUACAAUAUGUGCACAACCAAUAUGUGAAUAAUCCGGUGUAUCAUUAGUGACAUGGUAAACUUGAUUGCUUUAAAUAUGAUGAAACAUUUAAAGAAAAAUCAGAACCAACCCUAUACCUCCCACCUUUCUAAAGGUCACUGAGACCCGCUGGUGGAACAGCGGGACAGACCAAUUUUUUGGAACAGUUGGGAGGAAUGCAAAAUUGGGACAGUUGGGACGUAUGCCUAUGUUUGCCAUGGAACAUUACACCUACAGCUAGUGGCAACUGCAGGGGGAAGAGGGCAGUUAAUUUAAGAGAUAUUCAACCAUUCCUUGGGGCAUAUCUACUCCUUGACCAAGAUGGAACUCACCAGGGAUGCUGGCCAAGGAGGGGCCAUCGCCCAGUGGUGCCACCGCAGCCAGUGGGUAAGAUCACAUAGUAUUCUGUCUCAGCACACAGGACACCGACCAGUAAGAUCAUGAUCUGCCUGCCUCCCAUCUUCUGCUGCCAACAGACUUAGUUGCCUAGCUAACCUAUUUAUGACACAUAGUCUGGAGAUGAGCAGAAGGUUAGUUGUCAGCUCUGCUGCUCCAAGCUGAUUGCUCGUGACUUCACACUGACAGUGAGUCUCGGCCAGUGAUGUGGGGCAGCGUUAGGAGGCAGCUGCAGUGGUUUCCUUAUUUCAGGUUUGGUCUGCGUUGCAGCCCUACCACAGCAACCACCACUGGACUGCAAUGCUCUCUCGGGGGGAAGGAAGGAAGGAUGGCAGUGGGUGGGUAGUCCACAGUUUUGCCAGGGGCGUUCGAACCCCUACAUAGAAACAUAGAAUUUGAUGGCAGAUAAGAACCACUUGGCCCAUCUAGUUUGCCCCUGAUACACCCCUACCUAAACAGGGCCAUUUUAUACAAUUUGGCUCCCAGUGUGAACAGUAAAAAAAUGCACCCCAUCCUCCCCAUCGACAUUUUAAAAAUUAAACAUUUGCCCGAACGCAAAAAGGGGAAUGGCCUCGUAAGGGGCGUGGCCUUGCAGGAAAAGGCUACUUUACACCCCAGGUUUGCACCCUGCACUCCCAGACAUUGGCCACCACAGGAUUCAUGCCCCUCACAUUAUUUAUUUUCCACCUUAUAGUAAUGCCCCUUACACAAUAUGCCACACACUGUAAUGCCCCUUAUACAUUAUACCACACACCGUUAUGCCCAUUACACAUUAUGCCACACACCAUAAUGCCCCACAGUUAUGCCCCUGACACCAUAUUAUGCCCAACACAAUAAUGCCCUUACAAAUGAUGCUGCACAGUUAUGCCCCUGACACCAUAUAAUACCCCACAGUUAUGCCCUGGCACCUUAUUAUGACGCAUGCAAUAAUACCUAUCAAAAAUUAUGGCCCACAGUUAUUCCCGACUCCUUAUUAUAACUUACACAGUAAUGGCCCUUACAAAUGAUGGCACACAGUACACAGCUACCUACUUUUAAACUACCUGCAUGUUGUCAGGGGUUUCAGCGAUUGCUUGGCUUGCCCAGCCCUAGAAAUGGCACUGUGCCAGCAAGUCGAUAGAUAGAUAGAUAGAUAGAUAGAUAGAUAGAUAGAUAGAUAGAUAGAUAGAUAGAUAGAUAGAUAGUUUGCACAUUGACAGAUUACUUGUGGUUCAUUGUGCAUAUGGUAGGCGCACUGGUAACAUCAGCAAUUUUGUCACAAGAGCGACUUUCCUUCUGUAUCUGUUUUUCUGAGUUACCAUAUUCUUUAUAUAGUUCACUACAAUAUGGGUGUAUUGUUAUUUAUAAUGCAUAUGUUCAUUGAGUUGUACCAGUGUUUCAAAUACUGUUAAUAUCAUUGCUUAUCUUAUGUAACCAAUACCAUUGGCUACUUGAAAAUUCUUAUAAUGUGAUAUAUUAGAGAUACUUUAUGACUAUGUUGCCGCUGUUACUAAAUAGACAAAACCGCUGAAUUACAUGUUAGUAGGAUAAAUAGGAUAUACCGGUAUAAAUUAACAGUUUGCAUGUAAACUCUAACUACAGUAUAUUUGGGCCUAAUUCGGACCUGAUUACUAGCAGACGAUUUUUGCUGUCCUGCGAUCAGAUAAUCACUGCCUACAGGGGGAGGGUAUUUGAUCUGUUCAAGUGUGCGCACGCAUGUGUAACACAGCUGCACAAACUGAUUUUGUGCAGUCUCUGCGUAGCCCAGGACUUACUCAGCCGCUGCGAUCAUAUCAGCCUGUCCGGGACCGGAUUUGACGUCACACACCCUCCCUGAAAACGCUUGGACACGCCUAUGUUUUUCCAGACACUCCCUGAAAACGGUCAGUUGACACCCAUACAUGCCCUCUUCCUGUCACUCUCCUUGCGAUGCCCGCGCGAUCGCUUUUUUUGCACCAUCCCGUCGCUAUGCACCGAUGUCUGGUGCAGUCUUCCGACGCACCUGCGCAUUGUGGUGCAUAUGCAUGCGCAGUUCAGACCUGAUCGCAGGCUGUGAGAAAACACAGCCUAGCGAUCAGGUCUGAAUUACCCCCUUUAUUAGCAGUGGCCCUCAUUCCGAGUUGUUCGCUUGCUAGCUGCUUUUAGCAGCCAUGCAAACGCUAAGCCGCCGCCCUCUGGGAGUGUAUCUUAGCUUAGCAGAAGUGCGAACAAAAGGAUCGCAGAACGGCACCAAAAUAUUUUUGAGCAGUUUCUGAGUAGCUCCAGACCUACUCCUAGCUUGCGAUCACUUCAGACUAUUUAGUUCCUGUUUUGACGUCACAAACACGCACUGCGUUCGGCCAGCCACGCCCGCGUUUCCCCAGGCACGCCUACGUUUGUAUCUGACACGCCUGCGUUUUUACACACACUACCGAAAAAUGGUCAGUUACCUCCCAGAAACACCCACUUCCUGUCAAUCACUCUGCGGCCAGCAGUGCGACUGAAAAGCGUCACUAGACCUUGUGUGAAACUGCAUCGUUUGUUGUGAAAGUACGUCGCGCGUGCGCAAUGCGUCCCAUACGCGUGCGCAGAAAUGCCGCUUUUUAGCCUGAUCGCUGUGCAGCGAACAACGGCAGCUAGCGAUCAACUCGGAAUGACCCCCAGUGUUGGAGAGGCAGAUCUAGCACUUGUCUUGUGAGCCUGAAGUCAAGUUUCUUACAUGGUUUAGUCAUUAUAAACAUGGAAUAUUGUCUUAUGUUAUAAAGUAGCAUUGUUGUACAGUUUAAUAGGUUAGCAGAAGUUGUAUUCAGUGUCUCUGUAGCAUAUUUUUAAAA